AUAAUUUUUCAACCAUGGCGUGACAUGCUGAUGUUGUCACGUGUAGUAGCCGUGAGGACAGAGCUCAUAAACAAUGUGUGAGGGCAGACAAACCCUGCAGACCAACUCUGCUUACACAGAAACAAGCCAGGCCUGUACCCUGCUGAGUGUCUGCACAGGGAAAAUGUAUGUGGAUGAUUUUAAGGUUUGCAUGUGAACAUAUCAGGAAUCUGUCCUCUAAAGAUGGAAACUGGACAAACGUUGUUGUGCUUUUGUUCUUCAGUUAGAUUAACAGGUUAAUGUUGAUUUUUGGUCUUAAUGCUUCUCUAAAAUGUUGUAUGUAAAUCAGUCUCAGACUCUCAACAUUACUUCAGAGCAGAAGUAUCAGGGAUUACUGGAAAGAGUGUUGUUUUCCACGCUGAUUGGAAUGCCAUGCUGUGUGUUUCUCUUCAUUAAUGGGACCAUGUUAUUCACCUUGAGAAGUAAAUCUGUGUUUCGGGAGACUUCUCGUUACAUUCUUCUGUAUAACCUCCUUUAUGGAGACACUGUAUUACUGGCACUGAGUCAGUUACUGUACAUACUGGCUGCUUGUAGAAUAAUGCCAACAUAUCCUGAGUGUGGUGUUCUCGUUAUGCUCAGCAGUCUCACAAAUCAAAUUUCUCCUCUCACACUGGUGGUGAUGUGUCUGGAGAGAUAUGUAGCUGUGUGCUACCCACUGAGGCACGGUAGCAUUGUCACUAUCAGAAAUACAGCAGUGGCUAUCAUUGUGAUUUGGGCCUUCAGUUCCCUAAAUGUCCUCAUUCGAGUUGUUUUGCUGUUAGAUUUUCCAUUUUCAGACCUGGAGAGUCUGCAGAUGACAGAUGUUUGCUCUGACAUAGCCAUGUUUCUCAGCCCAAUGUCUGAUAUUUAUGACAAAGCAUACACUGGUUUUGUGUUUUUAUCAGCUGGUGUUGCAGUUAUUUUUUCCUAUAUCAGUGUGGUGAUAGCAGCCAGGUCAGCCUCCACAGACAAAGCUUCAGCCCGUAAGGCUCGUAACACACUGCUGCUGCAUCUGGUGCAGCUGGGUCUCACUCUCUUGUCAACUCUCCAUGCCUCUAUUGUUGUAUUACUGUCAAAAACCCUACACAGAUUAAUAAUAAAUCGCAUCAAGAGUUAUUUUUAUGUGUUCAUAUAUAUCCUCCCCAGAUGUCUGAGUUCGCUCAUCUAUGGGCUCCGAGAUCAGACCAUCAGAUCCGUACUCAUGAACCAUCUCUGCUGUCGACUGAAACUCAGUCUUCCUGGUAAAGGCUGAGGUCUCACCCCAAAAUACACUGAAUGAUUUAAAACUUUUCAUUGAUGAAUAUUAAUUGGGAAAAUCAAUGUUUGUAUUAUAAAAAUGUAGUUUAAUAUUUAAUAACAACCCAAGGUGGAUUGCUGCACUUACUAACUAAUAGUAUUUAAGGUCUAUUGUAGAGUAUGUUAAAUCAAUAGUACUGGCCAGUUUCACUGUAUUUUAACAUAUGUUAGCCCAGUGUACUGCAUUCCCAAGCUCGCAUGGGCUGUACAACUAUUUUCAGCACCACAUUGUAGAUAACAUUGUAGACAUCAGCAAAUCACACUUAGUAUUUUUAAAAAUGUGCUAUAGUUGAUAUUUAAGUCCUAUAUGAACACUUGUAUUGGUAAAAUUAGAUGAAGUAAUAUGGUGUACAAUAAUAUGAGGUACUACACACACACUUUCCCAUUUUCUAUAAUUGUUCUGCCCUCAUCAAACAUUUUGACUCAGGAAAAAUACAUUUUCAUAAUUAGUGUAAAUGCACUACACACUAUGUGGAUGUUUUACUGGUCAUCAAAAUGCAGAAAAACAAUGUGAUGAGCCUCAGAACCAGCCUCUCUCUCCAGGAGCCUAGUGGGCAGAGUCAGAGAGAUUCAGCUCACCUGUUCUGGUGGCAAGACUAUAUGAACCUGUUUGGUUUUGUUGUAUUUAGUCUUAAGCUUCAUUUCUCUUUUAGUUAUGUAAAAUAAAAUUACUUUAAGCUA
Messenger RNA from Dicentrarchus labrax (European seabass), 1995 nucleotides. RefSeq names its product odorant receptor 131-2-like. The record is from RefSeq and is a predicted model, not a curated record. The coding region runs from base 311 to 1270 and encodes 319 amino acids. Gene Ontology annotation, cellular component: membrane. Gene Ontology annotation, molecular function: G protein-coupled receptor activity. Gene Ontology annotation, biological process: G protein-coupled receptor signaling pathway. Lineage: Eukaryota; Metazoa; Chordata; Actinopteri; Moronidae. The transcript has a single exon.